AUGCACCGGUGGUCUUACAAUAGCGGACAGAUUCACAUUAAGGGCAAACCCACAUUGGGACUGAAUAAGUCGCUGCUACAAAACCAGGACUUUGCGAAAUCCCUGAAUGACCACCUCAUACAAUAUUUCCUAGACAACAACAUACCAGGAAACUCCACUGAAUCUAUAUGGCAGGCUCAGAAGGCG
This is a messenger RNA of Pelobates cultripes (western spadefoot toad), 186 nucleotides long. The record is from the annotation of a GenBank genome assembly. NCBI's taxonomy places the organism in Eukaryota, Metazoa, Chordata, Amphibia, Anura, Pelobatidae.